UUACUGAAUCUGAUUGCUAUGUGACCUUGUGGCUUCCUACUUCCUCAGUGGAAAAAUUUCGAACCAAAACAGUGACAAAUUGCAAAGAUCCAAUAUGGAAUGAAUCAUUCUAUUUCAGGAUCCAGAGUCAAGUCAAGAAUGUUUUGGAACUGACAAUAUGCGAUGAAGAUUUAUAUCAAAAUGACGACAACCGUACAAUUUACUUUGAUGUAGCUAAAAUCCCACUUGGAGAAUCAAUAAUGGUCACAUUUGAAUUGGAUCGCCUGUAUAGUCUACUAACAAAUUCAAUGGGAUGUGGUGGCUCAGUAGCUAAGAAACUGAAUUUGUUAAUCAAAAAGUGUCGUGAAUUCUGCUGCUUGGAGUUUCAAGUAGACAGGAAGAAACGGAAGAAAAAGAAAAAGCAUACAAAACGUGAGGCUAUAUUGCAUUACAGUGUUUAUAAACAAAUUACUACACCUGGUUCAGAACAAGAUGUCAAAUGUACAUUGAAAGGAUCCUUUGAAGAAACUCAAAACAUUUCAUUAACUUCUGCCAACCAGCUGCAAUGCACCGAACCUUCCUUUUUCCACUAUGCCAAGUACAAUCCAGCAGAACUAGAUAUUCUUCUUCCAGGAAAGAGAUCGUUUCUCUCUUUUUGCUCUUGUUUGUCAUAUGGAAGUGGUGCUGCCAAAACCAGAAAGUUGACCUUGCCUGUACAUUCAUUUCCCUUAAAUCAGGAAAUAAUCAAAGAGGAUAAAGAAUUUAAUUUACACUUCACAGCACAGAACUGCACAUCAGACCUGGAUGUACGCUUAGGGUUUGAUCUUUGUCCAGAAGAAGAGGCUUUCCUGAAAAAACGGAAGAAAGUGACUGCUGCUGCUUUCAAAAAUAUUCUCCAGCUUGAGGAUGAUCUGGAGGAAGAUGAGGUGCCAGUGGUGGCAAUCAUGACGACAGGUGGUGGGAUCAGAGCACUUACGGCGAUGUAUGCUCACCUACUGACAUUUCAGGAAUUAGGUGCUUUGGACUGUGUUUCCUAUCUCACCGGAUUGUCUGGCACAACAUGGACCAUGUCACGCUUGUAUCAGGAUCCCAACUGGUCCCAAAAUGAUUUAGAAAAGCCACUCAGGGAUGUGAAAAAUCACGUGACAAAAAACAAGUUUGUGGCCAGUUUUGCCCCAGAAAAGCUGAAGUACUAUGCAAAGGAACUGUGGCAACGUUAUCAAGAAGGGUACUAUGUAUCUUUCACAGAUCUAUGGGGAUUGAUCAUUGAAGCGCUGCUACGCAGUGAGGAAACCCCUCACAAACUUUCAGAUCAGCAGCAUGCCCUAGCUGAUGGACAGAAUCCUCUACCUAUAUAUCUUUGCCUCAAUGUGAAAGAGAAACUAAGUAAUCGAGGGUUCAGAGAAUGGUUGGAAUUCACACCAUAUGAAGUUGGAUUCCAAAAAUAUGGUGCCUACAUUCAUGCUGAAGACUUUGGUAGCGAAUUCUUCAUGGGUCGUUUGAUGAAAAAGAUCCCAGAAUCACGCAUCUGCUUUUUAGAAGGAAUUUGGAGUAGUGUGUUUUCUGUGAACAUUAUGGAUGGCUGGUUCCUGGCUACCAAUUCAGAAGAUUUUUGGCAGAUCUGGACACGAGAGAGAAUAACUGAAAUUGAAGAGCUUAUGUGCUGUCCAAAAGCAAAUAAAUUCCCUGUUCGGAUUCAGUAUCCUCCAGGAAGCCUUGCCAGCGCUUUGCAAGAUGUUAUAAUGUGGCGACCUGCUGUGUCUUUGGUCCCCAAUUUUCUGAGAGGUUGCCUAAUGCACAACGACUAUUUAGAGAGUGGAUUUGCAAACUGGAAAGAUUGUGAUCUUGACACUUUUCCUAACCAGCUAACUGGAGCUGAAGAGCAUUUGUAUCUAGUGGAUAAUGCAUUUGCCCUCGAUACCAGCUAUCCCCCACUUAUGAGGCCGGAGAGAAAAGUGGAUGUCUUCAUACAUUUAAAUUAUAGCUCAGGUUCACAAUUGCGGCCUCUGCAAAUGGCCUCAGAUUAUUUCUCAGAACAAGGAAUUCCUUUUCCCAGAGUUAUCCCACAGGAACAAGAUGAAAAAGAUGUAAAGGAAUGCUAUUUGCUAGGAGAUCAAGAAGGUCCAAAUAUUCCAUUAGUUCUCCUUUAUCCCCUGGUUUGUAAUACCUUCCAAAAUUAUAAAGAACCCGGUGUGAAGCGUAGUCCUGAAGAGAUGAAUGAUGGUGAUAUUGAUGUUACCAGUACCUGUGGUCCUUAUAAUAUUAAUUCUCUGCAAUAUUCAGGAGAGGAUUUUGAGAAACUGGUAAAACUGAGCCAGUACAACAUCCAAAAUAACAAAAAUAUUUUGAUUGAUGCUUUACGGUUAGCUGUGGAACGGAAAAAACAAGGCACAGUGACAGAGUAA
Thamnophis sirtalis is the source of this 2384-nucleotide messenger RNA. Lineage: Eukaryota; Metazoa; Chordata; Lepidosauria; Squamata; Natricidae. The record is from RefSeq and is a predicted model, not a curated record.